AAAGAGACAGCGAAAGCAAGAUAGCAACAGUUCAACUCAUACAUCAUCGGCUCUUUAUGUGACUUGUCAUCAAUGCAAGUUGGGAUAGUCGGCCAAUGGACUUGUGUACUGAGGCCAAUAAAAAUCCCACUUGAUUAUCCUGCAUAAAACCAGAUUUUUGUGCAAUUUUUUUUUUCUUGUAUAUUUAUUCACCAUUAGCAGAUUGCAUUUAGAAGAGAAGCAAUGAAAAUAUAUAGAGCAGAAACAGGACAACAAGUCAACUUACAGUCAACUAAAGAUAUUACUUCGCUAAAUGACUUGAAACUUGAGUUAGAGCGUAGCAUAGGUGUGCCUAUGCACAGUCAAAUAUUGAUGACAAGUUUUGGAACACAAGUGAAAGAGAGCAAUUUAAAAGAAAUACUAGAGGCAACAGACCAAAAUGAAUACAUUUUAUUUUGUUAUGAUCGACAAUAUCUUGACGCUCUUCCAGAAGAAAUAUCAAAUCUAUUAGAUGUAGAGACUCCUAAAUUGGAACCAAGAAUAUCUGCAUUUGAUGGCAGUGAAUCAUUAAAGUCAAUAGAAAAGUCAUUAAAGAGCCGUACAGUCUCCCAAAGUUGUGAAUCAUAUCUAUCAUUAUUCACAAGUUUUGAUGAUUACAGUCAGUCGCUCAUCAAGACGUCAGCAACGCACACACAACUUGCGAAAACAUUGGUGGAUGAGCAAAAGCUACAACGAAUGGCGUUAAACGUAGCCAUGACCAACUUGGAAGCACACAAUAAAUCAAUCAAUACGAAUGUCAAGGCCUUUGUCGCCGCAGCAGAGAAAGAAAGAACGAGACAGUCAACAUUGAUCCAGUCUUUACAGAAUGACCUUGACAUACUAAAGCACGUUCGUAUUCAUCCGACGAUAUUACAUCAAUUAAACCUCUCACAUAAAAGCAAAGAAAAAUUGAUUGAUUUUGUGGAUCAAGCAUAUAUCGAGCAAGUGAGAAUAGAUACAAUCAAAUUAUGUGAUUUCUUGUCACAAGAGAUAAGGGACAUGUUGGACAAAAUAGCUGAGCUUGAACAGUGCGAACAAGAGGUUUUGACAGACAUUGCCAACAAGAACAAUUUGCAUAUUUUGGAUGCGACCUUGGCAGAUAUACAACAACUUUAUAAAAAGGCGCAAUAUUUAAAAGAUACAAGAAAAAGAGAUAUAGGAAGAGUAUCUGAUAAGAUAGCAGGCAUGCUUAAUAUACCCAUCACAAAGCUAUUUGCAUCACUUUCUAUUCAAAAUUCAUCACAACAACAACAACAACAACAAACAAAUAACAAACCAUCGCAUGACUCUAAAAAAACAUUAGACUCUUUUCGUCAUCUAGCUGAAUAUCAUGUUCAAAACUAUUUACCUCAAUUAGCCAGCUAUGAACAGUUCAUACGCCAAAAAGUGACGACAUUGGCUAUAUCCAAGAGAAACUCAAUACAGGAAUUCAUAAAGUAUAUGAACGCAGUAUCGCAAAUUCAAAGUGAGAUUGCUUCAAUAGAACCACGAUUGAAUUCAGCAAAAGAAUACCUGGAUGAGUUUAAGAAAAAAUACGAAACAUAUGAUCUUGGAAGCGUUCGAGAUAUACUGUUUGGUUAUGGUGCUUUAAUGAUUGAAAUAGUGCGUAGAAGAGAAUACGUUCAGUUGUUGGCUGAAAAUGCAACACUAUUAGCAGAUAUCAUGUCAAGAUAUAGAAAUGAGGAAGAGCAGAGAAGAGAUUUUUUUAGACGAAAGAUAGCCAAGAUACUUCCUCUCAAGAUGUCAAUCAUGGAUGACUCACCUCCGCAAUGUGAAAUUACAGCAAAUGUAUCACCUGUGACAGAUAUGACACUUCAAAAGAAAGAUAUUAUAGACUUUAUUUCGCUUUUGGGACAAGCGUAUGCUCAAUCACCUUCAUAUAAUCGACGUCCACUCAGUAGCAGCAAAUCUUUAAAGCGAUUGAUCACACAACAGACCAACGAAGACGAAAAGCUUUAUAGUGUUCUCAAAUUGAUGUAUAAACAAUUAGAUUCCCUCAAGGCCGACUUUUUAAAGAGUAUAGAAUCUGACUUAUUUGGACCUGGAAGUAUUGACUCGGUAAGAAUAAAAAAUGCAUCAAAGAGAGAGGACAAAGAGAGCCAAGUCUUAUCCGAUGACGAGAGAAAGAUCUAUGAAGCAAAGAUUCAAACCCUAGAACGAACUCUCCAGUUACGCAGUGAGAGUAAAUAUAGUACCUCUUACUCACUUGUCAGCAAUGAUACGACAUCAGAGGAGACGAAAUCAAAAUUGAUAGAUACAGAAAAAAGACUAUUAGAGAUGAAGGAUACCAAUGAACGACAAAAGCAAGAAAUUGAGGAAUUGAAAAAAGCAUUACAAAAAUUGGAACAAGAAAAGAACCAAUGUGAAAAUGAAAAGGAAGACCAAAGGCUCCAAAUUCAAGAACUAGAGCAACUUUUGGAAGAAGAAAGACAAACCUAUGAGCAUAACCGACAAAGUUUGUUGAAUGAGGCCAAGAUUAAAGACAAUUUAGCAGAUAUCCGUAUAGCAGGCCUCGAAGAAGAUUGGAAAGGUAAAAUAAGUGAUUUGCAACGUGCUCUGGAAGAAGAAACACGUACUCUUAAUGAACUCCGUCUUCGACACGACGCAGAAAUAAGUGAUCUUAGAUUUGAACAUGAUACCCGGCUUCGUGAAAAAGUGGAAGCGAUUAACAAUGAAAAGCGCGAGCUUGCAUUACUUGUUGAUCAAUUGCGUGAGGAUUUAGCGUCGGUCAAUCAGUCAUUAGAGGAAGAACGAGAAAAGUAUGAGGAGCGUUUGACUGAGCUACAGACAGAAAUUGCAGAAAGUGAAAGAGCAAAAGAUGAAAUCAAGCUCCUCCAGCAACAAACAAGAAUGAUGGUGAAUAGAGCUCAAGAGGAUUGGACGAUGAAGAACGAAGAGUUGAAAAGGAUUAAAGAUGAGCAAAUGAUAGUGAGAUCUGCGAUUGCAGAGCUCUUAUCGAGGUAUAUGGGUGAAGGUGCGCAGAUUACGGAAAAUACCGAUCUCGAGCCUAUCAUUCGUGCUUUCCAGCAAAAUUUGGAUCAGUUCACUGCACAAGCGAACUUGACACAAGAGAAUUAUGAGAAUUUGGAACAGGAAGCGGCUGAUUUAAAUCAAAGGUAUCAAGAGUUAUUAGAGACACAUCAAGAAUGGAGACCAAUCGCUAUUGGUAUGGCUGAAAAAUUGGAGGACUAUCGCAAGAUGAUGUUGUAUGAGAUUAUCAAUCAGUUCCAGAUACCCGCUGAUGAGGCUGAGCUCAAUAUAUUGUCCAGAAAGAUAACACCUAGUGAAGAUGAUGCUGCCAUGUGGAACGAAAUCCUUCAACUGGCAUCGUCCAUUGAUCAUCAAAAUAUCACUAGACGACUUCGUAAGCGCGUGAAAGAAGUUCAUGAAUUAGCAAGACAGUACAAAAAGGACUACAAGGAAUUGAAAGAAAAAUAUAUAAAAUUAUCAGCUAAAUUAAGUGAAAAGAUUUCUUUUCGAAACUUCAAAGUAGGUGACAUCGCUCUAUUCUUGCCCACACGCAACUCGGGUGGAAAGCCAUGGGCAGCUUUUAACAUUGGAUCACCUUAUUAUUUUUUAUCACCUGCUGGUGCCACCACAUUCACCACAAACAGCUCAGAAUGGAUCGUAGCCCGAAUCACACAUAUUACCGAACAUAUCGUGGACGAGAGUGACCCUAAUCCUUAUGGAUUAGCACCACAAGUGAAGUAUUAUGAGCUAGAGGUAGAAUGUUGGAAGAAUCAGAAAGCAAGUAAUAAAAAGAAGCCAAACUUCAUCGACUCAGGACUAGCCUCCAUUCCUGUUGAUAAUCGUAAACGGCCCUCAUUUAUGGCAUCUUCAUCCAACAUCGUCCACAGUACAUCUCCUCCCCAUGAUGCACUAAAACGAAGGCGCAGUGCAACAGGUGUUUAAUAUAUAUAUACCCUCUUUAUUGAUAAAAAUAAACUUGUCUUAUUAUAUCUACAUAGUAUCUUUUCUUGCAACAUCACGCUGCAUAUCAGCAAAGUUACUUGUUUUACCAUGAAUACUGUGUUCCAGUUUUAACAAUUCUGCCACAAACCCAAUAUUGGGUGAUGCUCCAGGCCUUUCCUUGACAAUGAGUUGGUAAGCUCUUUUCAAAGUCCACUUUUCAGAGAGAACAAGAUAAGCCAAGAUGACGGCGACUGACCUUGACUUGCCUGCUUUACAAUGCACAUAGACCGGUUCAUAAUGUCGUCUUGCAGUAUCUAU
Messenger RNA from Rhizopus microsporus ATCC 52813, 4248 nucleotides. RefSeq lists its product as uncharacterized. Gene Ontology annotation, molecular function: molecular adaptor activity; protein kinase binding. The coding region runs from base 223 to 3930 and encodes 1235 amino acids. The record is from RefSeq and is a predicted model, not a curated record. Gene Ontology annotation, cellular component: extrinsic component of membrane; Atg1/ULK1 kinase complex; phagophore assembly site membrane. The transcript has 16 exons. NCBI's taxonomy places the organism in Eukaryota, Fungi, Mucoromycota, Mucoromycetes, Mucorales, Rhizopodaceae. Gene Ontology annotation, biological process: positive regulation of protein phosphorylation; autophagy of peroxisome; autophagosome assembly.